CUCUGAUGCAUCUGAUCGCGCCAGCAUCUUAAUGCAGUUUCAUUUCGACCGAGCAACGCAUUUUAGUGACGAAACUAAUACACAAUCAUAGAAGAAUACCGAGAAAUACAACACACACGGUUUCAAUAAUGUCGAAUCAAGAGUCGAAGCCGGUGAUAAAGGCCGAUCCUACCAAGGGCGUCAAGGUGGAUGUGGGAGAUGUCUCUAAACCCUUUCGGAACGAAAUCAAGCAAAAGGUUGCGGCUUUGAAAAAAGAGGGGAUUGGUGAGUUGAUGCCUUGGAAUGGUACCCAUAGAUUAUCUUUCAGAAUUUACGGGUCACGUAACAAAAAUUAUUCAGGCGUGCACAGCUUUAUUGGAUUGAGUUAUUUUCCCUACAAAGUACGCACGAAUGGUUCAAUCAGAGUGGCUAUUCUCUCAUUAGUAAUUGCUCAUUUUGUCAAAUUCAGAAUCUCCUCUUCUAGUGGGUUUGUUGGCAAAUAAAGACCCCGCUGCUCGGAAAUAUGCCGAAUGGACGGGUAAGGCUUGCCGUGCCGAUGGAUUACGUUACGAAUUAAGAAUUCUAGAUGAUCCUAUCGAAGUUGAAUCCGCAUUGAUUGAUGCAAACGACGAUCCCCGCGUGCACGGAAUCAUUGUUUACUACCCAAUUUUUGGACAGCAGGAAUCUUUUUCUGGAGAGUCCCAGGAUGACUACCUGCGUGACACUGUUAGCCACAAAUGUGAUGUGGAGGGCCUUUGCCAUUUAUACCGAACCAACUUAUACCGCAAUGUCAGAUUCCUGGAUUAUCCGACAAAUAAUCAAAAGUGUCUCCUUCCGUGCACGGCAUUGAGUACUCUAAAAAUUAUAGAGGCGUGCCCAGGUACUUAUGACAUGACGAAACCGGUGGGUCGUAAAUUAGAAGGGAAAACAGUUACUAUCAUCAAUCGGAGCGAAAUUGUUGGACGACCACUUGCAGCUAUGCUGGCAAACGACGGUGCUGUUGUAUAUUCAAUUGAUAUCAAUAGCAUCUAUAUGUUUCGGGACGGUCGGUUGCAUCCUUGUGGAGAUGACGUGAAUCCAGAGAGUUGCGUGAGAAAGGUAGGUGGAAAGAAUGGAUCGACCGAGUCACUGUGGUUUCAUUACUUUUCAAUAACUUGAUUUUAUUAGUAAUAUUUCUCACAGCAUUUAUGAUUUUUCUUGUUUGUCUUGGGGCCUUUGGCGGUAUUAUUAGUCUUCGAUUGUGGUCACUGGUGUUCCCACCAAAAAUUAUAAGCUUCCAACCGAAUGGAUCAACCCCAAUACUACUGUCGUCAAUGUUGCGUCUUUCAAAAAUGUUGACGAAGAGGAACUGCUCAAAAUUCCUGGUGUUGUUUACGUGCCUCUCGUUGGAAAGGUUACUGUGGCAAUGCUUCUGCGCAAUUUGAUGAGAUUAUAUGAACAAUUUCACUCCCCAAACUCUGUGAAAACAAACACCAACCCCAACGAAAGCACCAGUACUUUUUGGACCAUUGGACUGCAGGCUUAUAGUGCAGUCGUAUUGACCGCUGUCCUAGCAAUGCAACUAUUGAAAAAGUAAUGACCUUGGCCAUUCAUAUUUGUGGUAGUGCUAUCUCUUUCAUCGGUCUUUGAGGGUAAAAUAUGUGACUUUAAUUUCGGGGCCUGAGAAAUGUUAACUACCUCCUAUCUUUUCUUUCAAGAUUCGUAUCAUUUAGGCGUUAUAUCUCAAAAGU
Messenger RNA from Pseudo-nitzschia multistriata, 1709 nucleotides. NCBI's taxonomy places the organism in Eukaryota, Bacillariophyta, Bacillariophyceae, Bacillariales, Bacillariaceae. The record is from the annotation of a GenBank genome assembly.